AUGCUGAAAUGUCCCAUAUUACCCACUAUACAAGCUUGGGUCAAUGAGUUCACAUCAUGGAACCCAGAGGACUUCUGUGGAAUCACUUUUUGUGCAGUUAAAAAGGACAUGGUUUGGAUUCCAGACAUCAGCAUCACUGAAAGCAUCAAGACUGAGUUCGCAACAGUGGAGAAUCAGUAUGUCCAGCUGAUGAAUGAAGGCUUUGUUGUGACGACUAACACUUUUGCUGUGACCUCGGCCUGCAAGAUGAACGUGCACCAAUUUCCAUUCGACGUCCAAAGCUGCACUUUUACCCUUCAGUCUCCGAUCCAUUCAAACAACGAGCUCGUAAUCAACCCCAUCUCUGAUGCUUCAUUCCUGACCCUCAGCUCCAAGAAGGCCUUUCAGACUCAAGGAGAGUGGGAACUCCUUAGUAUAAAUACAUCUAAAACCAAUGCCACUACUCUAGGAGAUCCACAGGAUCAGCUGAUAUACAAGAUCACCAUGAAGAGGAGACCACUGCUGUAUGUCAUUAACUUCCUAAUGCCAGUACUUUACUUUCUUAUUCUGGAUUUGGCCUCCUUCUUCAUCGAUUCAACUGGAGGAGAGAAGCUGGGUUUUAAAGUAACUCUGCUUCUGGCUAUUUCUGUGUUACUGCUGCUUCUCCAGGACAUGCUGCCCUCUACUGCCAAUGAUAUUCCCCUGAUUGGUGAGGGUUUAUCUGCUGUACUCAUUGUCUUUUUCUUUCUUGACCAUUGA
Molecule: messenger RNA, 738 nt
Organism: Carassius gibelio (silver crucian carp)
Lineage: Eukaryota; Metazoa; Chordata; Actinopteri; Cypriniformes; Cyprinidae
Product: 5-hydroxytryptamine receptor 3C
Exons: 5
Coding region: 1-738 (245 amino acids)
Biological process (GO): chemical synaptic transmission; signal transduction; nervous system process
Cellular component (GO): neuron projection; membrane; synapse
Molecular function (GO): transmembrane signaling receptor activity; extracellular ligand-gated monoatomic ion channel activity; neurotransmitter receptor activity
Source: RefSeq, a predicted model, not a curated record